Naegleria lovaniensis is the source of this 1089-nucleotide messenger RNA. RefSeq lists its product as uncharacterized. The transcript is spliced from 2 exons. The record is from RefSeq and is a predicted model, not a curated record. Lineage: Eukaryota; Heterolobosea; Eutetramitea; Acrasida; Naegleriidae. Bases 1 to 1089 code for a protein of 362 amino acids.
AUGAAGAAACAACAGACGUCCUCAAAUUCUGAUUACUCACCACCAGUUUUGAAUCAGGGUGAUGUUUCACCUGCUGUUUCUUCUUCCGAAUCAACAAAUAACGACGACCAUAGAUCUAUUAAAUCUUCUCUCAACACGAAUGAUCAUUUGGAUGGUUUAGAUUUACAUUCUUCCACAUCUAGAAUUGAGUUAUCUCGGUUAUCUCUUGAUUCGUCUGAAGAACAUGUUGAUAUUCGACAACCUCUAACCUAUUAUGAACAAUGGUAUGAAUAUGACAAGUUGAGAAGAGAAUUAAAAUUUAAUAUUGGAAGAUGUAUUUCACUACUGAGGAAUAGAUAUUCAUUUCAAAGAGAAAAAGGAUUGGAUGAAUUAAUUUCUAUUUUAUCUGGAUUGGAGACUAGCACUGACAAGGAAAUAUUUUCGAUAUUACAAAAGAAGAUGGACGAAGAUACAAAUGUAAUUUCAAAUGUAGUGACCAAUAUUUUGCAACACACAACAGCUGGAAAGCAUGCGUUGAGCCCAGUGACAGCUGUUGAAAUUUAUAAGGCUUUGUUGGUCCUGGAGGGAUGUUGUCUUAUUUCAUCGGCAUGUUCCAAUACUUUGGCAACUGUUCAAGGAUUUAAAUUUAUCUUAAAAAUACUUUCUGACGGCAAUAAUUAUCUGACAAGUACAUCAAAAAGCAGUCCAUAUCAAUCUCUGGAUUUUAAAAAAGAUACAGAAGAAGUGUGGGAUGAAAUUCGUUUAACAUGUCUAGAUUGCUUACUGUCUUGUCUUCACAAUUGCCCUCAUUGUGUAGUUUUAUUUUGUGAAGAUUCUAGCGGUCCAGAUGUUAUAUGUACCAUAUUGAGGAACAAGGAUCUCUCUAAAAUAUUACGAUCCAAAUGCAUUGAAUUUUUCUGUAUUUUAGUGAAGCUGCUCACAAAUAUUGAAUCCGACGGAUUGCAUGUGACAAAUUUAACAGAAAGGAUAAAAGUAUUUCUUGGAAGUAAGCUUACCAAAGAUUUACUUGACAUUUGGAAAGAAAAAGAUGAGGACUUGGACGUAAUUAAGUGUGAUAAUUUUGUAGAUUUGGUAGAUGAGAGGCUUUAA